Symbiodinium necroappetens is the source of this 951-nucleotide messenger RNA. The record is from the annotation of a GenBank genome assembly. NCBI's taxonomy places the organism in Eukaryota, Dinophyceae, Suessiales, Symbiodiniaceae.
AUGGCCUGCUUAGCUAAGGUGGCCUUCGGCAGUCUCCUGUGGCCGGUUCGAGCCGAUGUGCCCGUGCCUUUCUUCGGUCCAGCGCCACCCGGGACAGCCUCCCAAAGCGGCUGCAAGGACCUGAUCCAGGAUUGUGCCGCACUUGGACGACAGCUUUUCGAUAUUGCCGGUCGCUGUCAUUAUCCUGCUGCAGAGCUUUGUAUGAAGACCUGCGGCCUCUGUUUUCGAGUUCGAGCGGCGCGGCGUUGCGCCGUGCUUCAGGUGGAUGCCGGUCGCUUUCAGGCGCAACGCAUCGACUGGGCACAAUUUCUCGGGGCCGCGGUGGAGAGUGUGAGGAACCGACUACCGGGUGCCAGGAUGAUCAGCACCGACAGCCCCGUGCUUGCGGAGUUCCCGGGCUUCUUCAGUGCCGAAGAGGCGCAAGCGCUGGCUGAUGUGGGCUUGGCUGCGGGGUUCCGGCAAGAGGACGAGCUGCCGCCAAGCGAACGGGAUGUGCAGAAGAUAGACUGCGAAAAUCGCAGCUGUCUUCUGAACCCACUGGUCCAGGAGGUGUACCGACGCGUCUCAGACCUUCUAGGCAUCCCUCCCUGGAACUUCGAAUCCAUGGAGUUCUUGCUCUACCGCGAAGGACAGCACUACCGGAGUCACAUGGACGACGAGAACUGGGGCGAGAUGCCCGCCCUCAGUGCAGGACUGCGCGUCCUCACGGUGCUCUUCGUUUUCGCCGAGGCGACGGAGGGAGGCGAAACACGCUUCACGGAGGCAAAUCUCGCCGUCAAGCCAGCAGCAGGCACCGCAAUCAUUUGGGCCAACGUUGCCUCGAACAUUUGGGAGGUGGACCCCUUUUCCAUGCACCGGGCGAUGCCGGUGCGGUCCGGCACGAAGAUCGCUGCCAACUUCUGGGUGCAUCCUUUUGAAUACCGUGCUGCCGAGAGGUACUGCUCUUCGUGA